Messenger RNA from Coccidioides posadasii C735 delta SOWgp, 5129 nucleotides. RefSeq lists its product as uncharacterized. Lineage: Eukaryota; Fungi; Ascomycota; Eurotiomycetes; Onygenales; Onygenaceae. The record is from RefSeq and is a predicted model, not a curated record. Gene Ontology annotation, molecular function: lipid carrier activity; ATP hydrolysis activity; ATP binding. Gene Ontology annotation, cellular component: membrane; intracellular membrane-bounded organelle. Gene Ontology annotation, biological process: transmembrane transport; lipid transport.
CUCGCUGCGGCAGCUGUCGUGCUGGAAAUCUGUCGGGAUGAAACCGCCAUCAAGGCUGUGUGUCCCCGGCACGAGAGGCCCUUGAUCGCAAUGCAUCCCCCUGUCAGUCGCUAACUGGGAAAAACGGCUGCCUGCAAUCACUCUUUCGCUUCAUUCACCUUGAAUGAAGACGUGCGGUCACUCUCUUUUUGUCUCUCUCUCCUGAUGGCAUUCGCCUCAACAGUAAAAUACGGCUCCCUCUCUUUACCUUUAAUAAUCUUGAAUCGUUAGCUUUGUCCGGGAAUGGGACUCGUUUUGACAGCAUGAUAUUCCUCCGCCAGGUUUGGACUUUGUUCCUGAAAAAUAUCCUGAUAACGCUCGUUCGCCCUUGGUUUACUACCUCGAUUCGCGCAUUUCUCUUGCCCGUUAUCUUCGUUGCAUUCUUGUCUUAUGCCCGUAAUUUGUUCAUUCCGCCGGCGGAAUUUGGCAUCGGCGAACCAACUCCCGUCCGAUCUUUGCCCGACGCUCUCGGCGCUGUCUCUGGUGGGAGAGACAAAGUAGUGUUCGUUAACAAUGGAUUUACUGGAGGAGCCAUCGAUCGGGUGAUCGCACGGGUCGCAGAGCCCGUCAGAUCGAGUGGGAAGAAAGUGGAAAUCCUCUCUUCUCCGGAUCAGCUGGCCGAUGCCUGCAAAAGUACAUUACUAGGCACCAGUUACUGCAUAGCAGCUGCAGUGUUUUAUUCGUCUCCCACCGAGGGUCCCGAUGAAAAAUGGAAUUAUACGCUCAAGGCGGAUGGCAGCUUGGGCGGCGGCAAGAUUCGGACCACGGAUAUUGACAAUGAUGCUGAGAUCUAUAUUAUUCCAUUCCAGCAUGCAGUGGAUUGGGCUAUUGCAUCUGUCGAUGAUACAAAUAACGGUGGCUUGCCCCAACAAGAGGUUCUGGAAUACCCGUACACGUCGAAAACUGCAGAAGAACGAAGACAGACUAUUCGCAUUCGUUAUAUGGGCGCAAUUAUUGACAUCCUUGCCAUCGCGUUUCUGAUUGGCAUUGUCGGUGUGACAUAUCAACUCACGGGCCUAGUCGCAGCUGAACGUGAAUUGGGCAUGAGCCAGCUUAUCGAUUGUAUGAUGCCGAAUAAUGCACUCUGGCAAGCACAGGCUGCCCGAUCCGUUGCUGCACAUCUCGCAUUGGAUGCGAUUUAUGCACCGGGAUGGAUCGUAAUUGCAAUCAUCUUGAGCCUGGGCGUAUUCAGCAACACAUCGCCCGGGAUUCUGCUUAUAUUUCAUCUCUUAGCCGGCCUUUCUUUAUCCUCAUUUUCAUUAUUUGGUGCAUCUUUUUUCAAAAGAGCGCAGCUCAGUGGAAUAUCCGUGACUAUUGCUUGCCUCUUGCUGGGUAUCAUUUCUCAAAUUGUCGGUCCGGAAAGCAACGGCGGCGUUGCAAUUCUUUCUCUUCUAUUUCCUCCUAUGAAUUACAUCAACUUCACAAUAUUAAUGGCACGCUGGGAACGACAAAAUCUUCCAACCAAUAUGGUCAAGUCUGCCCCAGAAAGUCCAUGGACCAUCCCAGGGAUUGCUUUUUGGAUUUUUUUUAUCGUCCAGAUCCUAGUUUAUCCAGUUCUCGGUGCAUGGAUUGAACGGCUAUUCUAUGGAACGCAGUGCAAAGACAGGAAGACCACAAGAUCCAAUGAAACUACGACCGCUGUUUCAUUAAAUAGAUUCACUAAAAUAUACAGGCCCAACUGGUUUUACAGAAAGAUCGGCCCGAUGCUCGGUAGCCGACGGCAAGAAGUAUUGGCCGUUGACGACCUGACCCUUGAAGUGGGUAAGGGUGAGAUUAUGGUCUUGCUUGGUGCUAAUGGAAGUGGGAAGUCCACCACACUGGACGCGAUUUCUGGCCUCUCAAAGAUCUCUGCUGGACAAGUUGCGGUUAACUAUACCGAGACGGGCGGUGGGUUUGGAUUGUGUCCUCAGCGAAAUGUUCUAUGGGAUCGUCUGACCGUCCUGGAGCAUGUUCGGAUAUUCAAUAGUCUGAAGGCAGCCAACAAGGUUGACACUAAGGAGAGGCUCCUCGAACUUAUCACAGCAUGUGACCUAGAUAAAAAGACAACUGCCCAGUCGCGAACCUUAUCUGGCGGACAGAAGAGAAAGCUCCAGUUGGCUAUGAUGUUCACUGGAGGAUCGUCCGUUUGCUGUGUUGAUGAGGUUUCUUCGGGCCUCGAUCCGAUAUCAAGGAGAAAGAUCUGGGAUAUUUUACUCGCUGAGCAGGGAGAGCGGACAAUUCUGCUGACUACGCAUUUUUUGGAUGAAGCCGACCUUUUGGCGGAUCAUAUUGCCAUCCUGUCUAAGGGUUCCCUAAAAGUUACAGGAUCAAGUGUCGAGCUUAAGAAUCGCCUUGGGUCGGGUUAUCGAGUUCAUGUAUAUCACGGUCCGGGUCCCGAAAAGUCGUUUGUAUCGACCUUUAGGAGUGAACCGUCGGAAAAACAGAACGAUCACAUUGUUUACAGUCUUCCAGACUCUUCAGAGGCGGCAAUUUUUGUUACGGCACUGGAGCGACUUGGAAUUUCAGAUUACUCUGUUAGUGGCCCAACUAUCGAAGAUGUGUUCCUGAAAGUAGCGGAAGAGGUUCAGCUCCGACCAAUCCUCCCCAAAGACGAGAAGUUCAGUGAUGUCAAGGAAUCUCAACAAACCCUAGACCUCUUAACCGGGAAACGCAUUGGGAUGGCGCAGCAAACUUGGGUCUUGUUUUGCAAAAGAGCCACAAUUCUCCGCCGGAAUUGGCUUCCUUACUUGGCUGCUUUCUUCAUUCCUAUCAUUGCUGCUGGUUUGGUGACACUAUUCCUAAAGAAUUUCAAGCGGCCUGGCUGUUCCGGCCCGGGAACUACGCUCGAAUUCGAUAUCGAAUCUCUCUUAUCCCAAGUUGAUCUUGAGUUAGUUAUUGGCCCAGCAAACAGGGUUACACCGUCGUCGAUAGGCGAAUUCGCGAGCUCUUUGCCUGGCUCCUCCUCUCCUAAUUUCAAUGCCUCAAUUCUCAACAACACACAUAUCGUUAACACACUGGAGGAAUUCAACAAUUAUAUCGACAAUAAUUUCCGAAACGUAACCCCAGGAGGUUUCUUCCUGGGCGAUGAAUCCUCGCCGCCAACCUUUGCUUGGAAGGGAAACGGAGAUAUAUCGCUCCCCGUGAUUGUUCAAAACGCAAUGGACAAUCUCCUGACGAACGUCUCAAUCAGCACGCAAUAUCAAAGCUUCGAGCUUCCUUUUGCCGAGAACUCGGGUCAAGCUCUCCAGCUGAUCGUUUACUUCGGUCUAGCUCUCUCCGUUUACCCGGCCUUUUUCUCCCUUUAUCUCACUGUCGAGCGACUCAGGAACGUCCGCGCACUUCACUAUAGCAAUGGGGUCCGAAGCUUUCCACUCUGGCUUGCCUAUCUCUGCUUUGAUUCUCUGAUUGUACUUGCAGUCAGUGUUUUGGUGAUUAUCAUCUUUAGGGGGGUCUCGGAUACAUGGUACUAUCCGGGAUACCUGUUUGUUGUCCUACUCCUCUACGGUAUUGCCGCAACUCUCUUUGCAUAUGUCAUAUCACUUUUGGCAAAAUCUCAACUGGCUGCGUUUGCUUUUUCUGCAGGCGCUCAAGCGGUCAUGUUUCUCCUCUACUUCAUUGCCUACAUGUCAGUUCUGACGUACGCUCCGACUACUCGAGUAAACAGUCUGAUUACCACAAUGCAUUUUGUGAUUGCGGCUCUCGCUCCAAUCGGCAAUGUUACGAGGUCCAUAUUUACGGCCCUCAACAUCUUUUCCACUCUCUGCAGAGGCAAAGAAGUUGCAUCAUACCCGGGAGAGAUCAAAUUAUACGGAGGUCCUAUCCUUUAUCUUGUUCUUCAGUCAAUAUUUCUUUUCGGGUUCUUGAUCUGGUGGGAUAGUGGACCUGUCCUUCGUAGAUUCCGGAAGGAAACCAAAGAAGAAGAUCCAGAAGAGGAUCUCAGCGGGGAUGAAGACCUCAAUAAUGAACUUACCCGAGUCUCGAGCUCUAGCGAUGGCCUCAGGGUUCUGCACCUGACGAAGUCAUUUGGGAAAUUUAUUGCUGUCCAAGAUGUCACAUUUGGAGUAGCACGGGGCGAAGUGUUUGCAUUGCUUGGACCUAACGGCGCAGGAAAAUCGACAACUAUAAGUCUUAUUAGAGGUGACAUUCAACCAUCUCGGAAAGGCGGAGAGGUCUUUGUCGAGAAUGUAUCGGUUACUAAGCAGCGUGCCACCGCGCGAGCUCACUUAGGUGUAUGUCCACAGUUCGAUGCGAUGGAUCAAAUGACGGUUUUGGAACACUUGAGGUUCUAUGCUCGCAUCCGCGGGAUUUCGGACGUUGAACACAACGUCAGCGAAAUUAUCUGGGCAGUUGGUCUUCACCCGUUCCGCCAUCGCAUGGCGGCCAAGCUAUCGGGAGGAAACAAGAGGAAAUUGUCGCUUGGAAUUGCAUUGAUGGGCAAUCCAACGGUCCUUUUGCUUGACGAACCUUCGUCCGGAAUGGAUGCCGCCUCCAAGCGAAUCAUGUGGCGCACCCUCGCAGCAGUUGUGCCUGGACGCUCUCUAGUCUUGACCACGCAUUCUAUGGAAGAGGCUGAUGCUCUCGCGAAACGUGCCGGAAUUAUGGCGAAAAGGAUGCUUGCUCUUGGAACUACCGAUUAUCUGCGCAAACGACACGGUAACGCCUAUCAUGUCCACAUGGUCCAUAAGUCAGCCCCGCAUACGAGCAACGAAGAUAUGGAAAAGGUCCGCCGUUGGAUUAUAGACCAUCUUCCUGGCGCAUCUGUUGAACAGAAGACAUACCAUGGACAAUUACGAUUUAGCGUUCAAGCCUUGAAUUCACACUCUGAUGCGGUCUCAUCCGUUAACUCCAGGUCUGAUGACCCAGACAGGAUCGUACAUAGUUUUGGCGACGCUGGCGAGUCGAACAAACCUACGGACGGGCUACCUGCAAGCUCCAACAGCGCUAUGAACAAUACGGAGAGCGUCAGCGUCGGCAGAGUAUUUUCCCUUCUUGAAGCGAACCGACUAGACCUUGGAAUCGAAUUUUAUUCCGUCAGCCAGACUACGCUUGAUCAAGUAUUUUUGUCUAUUGUGGGAAAGCACUAUGUUGCAGAGGACGGUGAGGUCUCCUAA